Gigantopelta aegis is the source of this 349-nucleotide messenger RNA. RefSeq lists its product as uncharacterized. The record is from RefSeq and is a predicted model, not a curated record. The transcript is spliced from 2 exons. Bases 14 to 349 code for a protein of 111 amino acids. Lineage: Eukaryota; Metazoa; Mollusca; Gastropoda; Neomphalida; Peltospiridae.
GCCUACCUCCAUCAUGAACGAGUUUACAGUGGACACAAACAGAGUCGAUGCCGCAUUCUACCUGUACCGAAAUGAUCGUUUUUAUCUCACCACAGGAAAUAGCAUUUGGGAGGUGGCCCUGGAUACAAACUUUGCACGACUGACAACUGGAAAGCCGCAAUCGAAGAAUGAACUCGCAGAACUGAAGGAUCUACCGAAUUUCACCGCAGCAGUUCGCUGGAUAAACGACAAGAUCUACUUCUUUGAAAAAACAACUUACUACAGACUGGAACGCUGGCUCUGGUUCCUGAAAGUGUCUGGGCCUAAAAACACAGCACGAUAUUGGUUUGGUUGUAUCAACCAAGACUAA